AUGUUGGACAAUUACAUCCCUCCAUCAUCAUCCCGCUCCGAUGCUGCCAUUAUUGAGCCCGAGAUUGAAAAACCGGGUCCGGUAAGCAUCCGGGAUCGGCUUCGUCAUUUCACCUGGGCCUGGUACACCUUGACUAUGAGCGCGGGUGGACUGGCACUUCUCAUUGUCAGUCAACCCAACUCUUUCACUGGCCUGAAAGAGAUUGGACUGGCAGUCUAUAUCAUCAAUCUUCUAUUCUUUGCUGGGGUUUGUUCUACGAUGGCCACGAGGUUCAUCCUCCACGGUGGAUUUCUCGAUUCUCUGCGUCAUGACCGUGAGGGUCUCUUCUUCCCGACCUUCUGGCUAUCUAUUGCCACCAUGAUUACCGGUCUAUACCGCUACUUCGGCGAAGGAGCUGACCAGUCGUUCAUAACUGCCCUCGAAGUACUGUUCUGGAUUUACUGCGUAUGCACUCUCGCAACAGCAGUGAUUCAAUACUCGUUCGUUUUCUCCUCGCACAAGUAUGGCCUCCAAAGCAUGAUGCCUUCUUGGAUCCUUCCGGCUUUCCCUAUCAUGCUCAGCGGCACCAUCGCUUCCGUCAUCGCCGAACAACAACCUCCCCGCUCCGCUAUCCCUAUGAUCCUCGCCGGCAUUACCUUCCAGGGGCUAGGCUUCUCUAUCAGUUUCAUGAUGUAUGCGCACUAUAUUGGUCGAUUAAUGGAAAGUGGUUUGCCCAGCAGUGAGCACCGGCCCGGUAUGUUUAUCUGUGUUGGUCCUCCGGCUUUCACGGCUCUGGCGCUCGUCGGCAUGGCCAAGGGUCUACCGGAGGAGUUCCGAGUGUUGGAAGAGCAAUAUCCCAUCGAAGAGGCACACGUUAUCGAGCUACUAGCCAUCAUCUGCGGAGUAUUCCUCUGGGCGCUCAGCCUCUGGUUCUUCUGCAUUGCCAUCGUGGCUGUCCUUCGCUCUCCGCCCAAGGCCUUCCAUCUCAACUGGUGGGCCAUGGUCUUCCCUAACACCGGUUUCACCCUGGCGACCAUCACUCUUGCAAACGCACUGAACAGCCCCGGCAUCAGGUGGUUUGGCACGGCCAUGUCGAUCUGCAUCGUCUGCAUGUUCCUCUUUGUCCUCGUCAGCAAUGUUCGAGCUGUUAUUCGAAAGGACAUCAUGUUCCCAGGCAAAGACGAGGAUGGCUAG
Molecule: messenger RNA, 1173 nt
Organism: Aspergillus melleus
Lineage: Eukaryota; Fungi; Ascomycota; Eurotiomycetes; Eurotiales; Aspergillaceae
Product: tellurite-resistance/dicarboxylate transporter family protein
Exons: 2
Coding region: 1-1173 (390 amino acids)
Biological process (GO): malate transmembrane transport
Cellular component (GO): membrane
Molecular function (GO): malate transmembrane transporter activity
Source: RefSeq, a predicted model, not a curated record